Messenger RNA from Bicyclus anynana (squinting bush brown), 3206 nucleotides. Its product is annotated as U2 snRNP-associated SURP motif-containing protein. Gene Ontology annotation, cellular component: nucleus. The record is from RefSeq and is a predicted model, not a curated record. The transcript has 17 exons. Bases 234 to 3143 code for a protein of 969 amino acids. Gene Ontology annotation, biological process: RNA processing. Gene Ontology annotation, molecular function: RNA binding. Lineage: Eukaryota; Metazoa; Arthropoda; Insecta; Lepidoptera; Nymphalidae.
GACUUUUGAGUUUGAUUGAUUGAGGUUAUGCCUUUUAUUUUUAUUAUGUUUUAAUGUUAACUGUUUAUCAAAUGAGUUUGAUUUUUUAAUGAAAACCGAUUAAUUGACGUUAUAAACAAGUUUGAACACAAUGUGAAGAUUAUUAAACAAUAGGAAUGAUCAUUUAAAUAAGAAUGUAAUACUAAAAUUUAAGUACCUUAUUUGUGAUUGCAAAAUAAUAAGAAAGAGUAACAAUGAGCCUCAGAGGCUUAUCGAAGAAGGAGCUGGAGGAGCUGCGUAAGAAAGAAGAAGAAGAAGCCGCUGCCCAUGUGUUCAAAGAGUUUGUGGAGACAUUCCAGGAGGUGCCCAGCAGUACUUCCAAAGUAUGGGUCAAAGCUGGCACAUAUGAUGCUGGGGCUCGAAAGGAGGACACCUCUGAGCGAGGCAAGCUGUACAAGCCCCAGUCGCGGCUGGACGACAAGCGCGGCGUGAGCGAGGCGGAGGCGUUGCGCAGCCUGGCGCAGCGCGCCGAGCCGUCGCGUAUACGCAACAGGAAGAGCGGCGACAAAAAGAAGAGCAACUUGGAGCUGUUCAAGGAGGAAUUGAGACAAAUACAAGAGGAGCGUUCCGAGCGUCACAAGUACAAGAAUGUGCUCCGCGAUCGCGGUGUGGUGUGCCCCGCGGAGCCCGUGCUCGACAUGAUGCCCGACGUGGGCUCCUACGACACGGGUGACCCCAACACAACCAACCUCUACCUAGGCAACCUCAACCCCAAGAUAACGGAGCAGCAGUUGAUGGAGAUCUUCGGUCGCUACGGUCCGCUGGCUAGUAUAAAGAUAAUGUGGCCGCGCUCGGACGAGGAGAAGGCGCGCGGCCGGAACUGCGGUUUCGUCGCCUUCAUGUCGCGCAAGGACGGGGAGCGCGCGCUGCGCUGUAUGAACGGUAAGGAGGUGAUGAACUACGAGAUGAAGCUGGGCUGGGGCAAGGCGCUGGUCAUCCCGCCCGUCCCCAUCUACAUCCCGCCCGCCCUGCAGCAGCCGUGCAAGCCGCCGCCGCCCUCCGGCCUGCCCUUCAACGCGCAGCCGCCCAAGCACCUCGCAAACAAGAUACCAAGAGUUCGGCCAGGAGAUCAUCAGCCGAGCGAUCCUGAGGAUGCACAGAUUUAUGAUCAGAUUUUGUCACAAUCCAUUGUCAGGGUCGUAAUACCAAUUGAAAGGAACAUCCUGAUGCUGAUUCACCGGAUGGUGGAGUUCGUGAUCCGCGAGGGUCCGAUGUUCGAGGCCAUCAUCAUGAACAAGGAGAUGAACAACCCGUUCUUCCGCUUCCUGUUCGAGAACCAGUCGCCGGCGCACGUGUACUACCGCUGGAAGCUGUACUCCAUGCUGCAGGGAGACUCGCCCAAGCAGUGGUCGCUGGAGGACUUCCGGAUGUUUAAGGGAGGCUCGGUGUGGCGGCCGCCGGUCAUGAACCUGUACACGGCGGGCAUGCCCGACGAGUUGGUGGACGAGGACGACGCCAAGGAGAACAUCCGGGGGACGCUUUCCAUCAAUCAGCGCGACCGGCUGGAGGAGAUCAUCCGCUCGCUGCAGCCGUCGCGGCGCAGCGUGGGCGAGGCCAUGGCGUGGUGCCUGGAGCACGCGGAGGCGGCGGGCGAGGUGGCGGCGUGCCUGGCCGAGGCGCUGGCGCAGCCCGGCACGGCGCCGCCCCGCCGCGUGGCGCGCCUCUACCUGCUGUCCGACAUCCUGCACAACGCGGGCGCCAAGCUCACCAACGCCAGCGCCUACCGCGGCGCCUUCCAGUCCCGGCUGGUGGAGAUCAUGCGCAACUGCUACCAGGCGUGGGCGGGCAUGACGUCGCGCAUGCAGCAGGAGGGCUUCCGCGCGCGCGUCACGCGCAUCCUGCAGGCGUGGGCCGACUGGGCCGUGUACCCCACCGACUUCCUGCUGCACGUCAACGACGUGUUCCUCGGACAGGAGAAGGUGAGGAGCGCAUCCUGCAGGCGUGGGCCGACUGGGCCGUGUACCCCACCGACUUCCUGCUGCACGUCAACGACGUGUUCCUCGGACAGGAGAAGGCGAGGAGCGCAUCCUGCAGGCGUGGGCCGACUGGGCCGUGUACCCCACCGACUUCCUGCUGCACGUCAACGACGUGUUCCUCGGACAGGAGAAGGUGAGGAGCGCAUCCUGCAGGCGUGGGCCGACUGGGCCGUGUACCCCACCGACUUCCUGCUGCACGUCAACGACGUGUUCCUCGGACAGGAGAAGGAGGGCGAGUCUCGCUUGGUCAGCGCGGAGGCGGAGACCGCGGAGGGCGAGGCCGACGGGGCUGCGUCCCCCGCCGGCUCCACCGCGUCCAACGCGUCGGGCGGCUCCGGGGGCUCCGGGCCGCUGGACGGGGCGGCGCUGCGGCGUCUGGCCGAGCAGCGCCCCACGCAGAUGGCGCUGCUCGACGUCAGCGAUAUCGACGGAGUGCCGAUGGACGAGGACAUCGACGGCGUGCCGCUGGAGGGCGAGGCGGAGGGCGGCGCCGACGGCGAGCGCAGCGUGGCGGGCUUCGUGCCGUCGCGCUGGGAGAGCGUGGAGCCCGCGCUGCCGCUGCCCGACGUGCUGCGCGAGCCCACGCCGCCGCCGCCGGAAGGGCUGGUGGAGUCGCCGCGCAGCCGCAGCGCGGAGGCGACGCUGCGGCGCGAGACGCUGCGCGACAUCGAGGUGCGCGUGCUGAAGUACGCGGACGAGCUGGAGGCGGGCGCGCGCGCGCUGCGGCCCGGCCUCGCCGCGCACGCGCAGAUACAGCACUACCGCCGGAAACUCAUCAAGAAGGCGCUGCGCGAGGCGAAGGAGGCGGAGGAGGCGCUGUCCCCGCCCGCGCUGGAGGAGGACUCCUUCUCCAGCACGUCCAAGAAGUCGAAGAAGUCGCGCGAGCCCACGCUGUCGCCGCCGCCCAAACGAUCCCGAGAACGUAAAUCAAGAUCACGCUCGAGAUCCCGGGAGAGAGAUCGGGAACGUGACAGGGAUAGAGACCGCGAGCGGGAGAGAGACAGGGAGCGUGAGAGGGAGAGGGACCGCGACCGCGAGAGGGAGCGGGACAGAGACAGGCGGAGGAGGUCUCCCGUCACGCCGCCGCACCACAGGAAGCACGCCAAACACGCCAAAUAUAAAUACUGACAGACUAUUUAGCUAUACCGUUAUAAUAACAUUAUGUUUAAAAUAAAUUAUAAUUAUAAGGAA